GAUAGCGCUUUUCACUCAAUUUAGUUUGAAAUCAUGACUGUCUGAGAGGUCUUAUAGAAUAUCCUUGUGUUGUAAGACCAUAGACUGCUCGCAUGGUAGCCAGGAACGGGCAGUCUGGACGAGCUGUAUAGUACGCCAUGACACCGUCGACCAACAUCACCCAUCAGCAUUUUCCUAGGACAAUGUUUCGAAUGGAAUUGAAUUUCCCUCUUCUCCACACUAGAGAGGUAUGAUCACAUCAACCCAGUCAAACGUGCCUAUUCUCCUGUUUCUCAGGAUACAUCACCAGCCAGCCCCACAAAAUAUGAUCUCAGCGACUCGACCAUAUGACAUCACAACGUUCAGCAUCUGGUAUAAAGCUCUAUGCAUCUCUCACCACGACCAACCACGCAUACUUCAUUCAACUCAAAUACAAUACUCUAAUUAACCUCACGCGACCUCUUACCCUUUUUUCAAAUCUUCACCCCUCAAAAGGAUAUCACCAAAAUGCCCACAGGAACCCAGAAGUCCGGUAGCUCAUACGCCGGCGGCGGCCAGUCCAGCGUCGGCCAGCCCUCCGUCUACGAGGCUGGCGACCAGCGCAACGAACCCCAGUCUGUCCUUAACGAGCGGGAACGGUACCACGAGGGCCAGAAGGGAAGCCACAGGAUCUUGGAUUCGAAGGAUCAACGCUCGAUUGCCAAUAAGCUCGCUUCUGCGGAGCAGCACCCCAACCGUAACACGCCCUACGACCCUGAGGCAGAGUUGAGCAAGAAAGAUCCCACUGCUCCGGCCACAUUGCACGGCUUUGAGCCCUCGAAGGGAGCCAAGAUCGACAAGGAACUGCAGGAUGACGAUGAGCAACGGCUGAGAGAGAAGGGUAUCAAGAAAUAAAUAAUGGGUCCUUUUGUUUGACCAUAAUGCAAGGGAUAUCUGGAUAUAUCCCUCUCGCAAGAGCUAUCAAUAUUUACUUAACG
Molecule: messenger RNA, 956 nt
Organism: Aspergillus novofumigatus IBT 16806
Lineage: Eukaryota; Fungi; Ascomycota; Eurotiomycetes; Eurotiales; Aspergillaceae
Exons: 3
Coding region: 487-873 (128 amino acids)
Source: RefSeq, a predicted model, not a curated record